Centropristis striata (black sea bass) is the source of this 1568-nucleotide messenger RNA. Its product is annotated as endoplasmic reticulum-Golgi intermediate compartment protein 2-like. Gene Ontology annotation, biological process: retrograde vesicle-mediated transport, Golgi to endoplasmic reticulum; endoplasmic reticulum to Golgi vesicle-mediated transport. Gene Ontology annotation, cellular component: endoplasmic reticulum; membrane; COPII-coated ER to Golgi transport vesicle. The coding region runs from base 155 to 1300 and encodes 381 amino acids. The transcript is spliced from 14 exons. The record is from RefSeq and is a predicted model, not a curated record. NCBI's taxonomy places the organism in Eukaryota, Metazoa, Chordata, Actinopteri, Perciformes, Serranidae.
ACAGCACCGUGGACGCAUCAGGCUGGCCGAAAAUUCAGAUAUCAUUCAAACGGCGGCCGUAACUUAUUGAGCAUGGCUUCCAGGGAUCCUGUUCCGCGAUCUGACAUCAAGUAGAACAUAAAAGAGGAGGUGGAGGUCGGCCCUGAACCUGAAGAUGAGGCGUCUGUCGCGGAGGAAAGCCCUGAGCCUGGUGAGGGAGCUGGAUGCCUUCCCCAAAGUGUCAGAGAGCUACGUGGAGACCACAGCCUCCGGAGGAACAGUGUCUCUGAUAGCUUUCGGUGCCAUGGCUCUUCUGGCUGUCUUAGAGUUCUUUGUUUAUAGAGACACUUGGAUGAAGUAUGAAUAUGAAGUUGACAAGGACUUUUCCAGUAAACUGAGAAUAAACGUUGAUAUUACAGUCGCCAUGAAAUGCCAGCAUGUUGGAGCAGAUAUUCUGGACCUGGCUGAGACGAUGAUCACGUCCAGCGGCCUCCAAUACGAACCUGUUAUUUUUGAACUGACUCCACAACAGAGACUGUGGCAAAGGACGUUGCUUCUCAUACAGAACAGGCUGAGAGAGGAACACGCUCUUCAGGAAGUCCUUUACAAAACUCUGCUCAAAGGAGGUCCCACUGCGCUGCCACCACGGGAGAUAGCAUCUAUGGAGCCGCUCAACGCCUGCAGGAUCCACGGACACGUCUACGUCAACAAGGUGGCAGGAAACCUUCACAUCACCGUGGGAAAGCCCAUUCACCAUCCGCAGGGUCACGCCCACAUCGCAGCUUUUGUGAGCCACGAGACGUACAACUUCUCCCAUCGAAUAGACCAUUUAUCUUUCGGGGAGGAGAUACCGGGCAUCAUCAAUCCUCUGGACGGCACCGAGAAAAUCACCUAUAACAAUAACCAGAUGUUCCAGUACUUUAUCACAGUGGUUCCAACCAGACUGAACACAUACAAGAUCUCUGCAGACACACACCAGUUUUCUGUCACUGAGCGGGAGCGGGUGAUAAACCACGCGGCGGGCAGUCACGGCGUCUCCGGCAUCUUCGUCAAGUACGACACCAGCUCUCUGAUGGUGACGGUCAGCGAGCAGCACAUGCCGCUGUGGCAGUUCCUGGUGCGACUCUGCGGCAUCAUCGGGGGAAUAUUCUCCACCACAGGCAUGCUCCACAGUCUAGUUGGCUUCUGUUUUGAUGUUAUCUGCUGUCGCCUCAAACUAGGAGUCUACAGACCCAGAGAAGAUGUGCAGCUACACAAUCAGAUGAACAAUCUCAACAAUCACCAGACUCCUCUGCUGGCUCCUGACGUCCCUCAGGAGUAGCUUUUUCUUCCGUGAAAAUGGUCAUGAAAUUGUGUCUUCUACUGAAAAACGUUAAGCUGUCUGGUAAACACUGUGUUGUUGGAAAAAAAUCUGAUCAAUGCACUUUAGGAAAAUGUGUUCCCUGUGACUACAAUCAUACUUUAUGUAAUGGAGUUUCUAGUCUCUUUAGAAAUGUUGUAAACUUUCUGUUCCACUUCCACUGUUAAAAAUUAUAUUUAUUGUUGGGUUGACUCCAUUGAAAUUGAAAUAAUAAAAAAAAUACCAGCAA